CUAUUUUAUCCAUUUCCCUCCAAAUAUUUCUCCAUCUAUCCAUUACUUAAUUUACAUAUAUCUCAUCUUCACACUGAAGCCUUUUUCUUUUCCCCUGAGCCAUCUUUUAUAGUGAUCGAUCUGCUUCUUUUACUACCCUUCCCCUCUUGUGCUUUGCAAACCAAUUAAUGGCUAGCAUUGUCCUAUCAAACUUGGAGCGCAUUGUGUCUUUACUCCAUGCACCAAACACCCUUAACCAACCCAAGAAGAGAUGGCGCUCCGCUUUUGUCACCAUCUAUUGUUCUAAAACUCUACUGUCGUUUUUCAAUGUCUCUCUACCCGAAAACAAACAUUUUGAGGUUUCACGCCGUCCAUCUUUCACCAUUGUUGAUCUCAAACCAGAAAAAAGCUUCAAGAUUGAUCAAACUAGUCAGCGUCCAUCUUUCACCGUUGUUGAUCUCAAACCUGACAAAAGCUUCAAGAUUGAUCAAACUAGUCUCCUUCAACUUCUGAAAGAGAAAAAUGUUGACACGCUCCAAAACAUUGGAGGGGUUGAUGGAGUAGCAUCCAGUCUUGAAUCCAAUGUUGAUUUUGGUAUUCAAGGCGAUGCUGAAGAUAUUGCUCACCGACACGAGGCUUUUGGCUCCAACACAUAUGAAACUCCGCCUACAAAGAGCAUCUUCCAUUUCAUAGUGGAAGCCUUCAAGGAUCUUACCAUUUUCAUCCUUUUGGGCUGUGCAACUCUUUCACUUGCUUUUGGCAUUAAAGAGAAAGGAAUCAAAGAAGGUUGGUAUGAUGGUGGGAGCAUAUUUGUUGCUAUACUUCUAGUCAUUGCUGUUUCUUCCAUAAGCAACUUCAGGCAAAACAGACAAUUUGAAAAGUUAUCCAAAGUCAGCAACAAUAUCCAAGUUGAUGUUGUCAGAGCUGGGAGGCGUCAACAUAUUUCAGUAUUUCAAAUUGUGGUUGGAGAUGUCGUUUGCUUAAAGAUUGGAGAUCAAGUUCCAGCCGACGGGCUAUUCUUUGACGGCCACUCAUUGCAAGUGGAUGAAUCCAGCAUGACAGGGGAGAGUGACCAUGUAGAAGUAAAUUGCAGUAAUCCAUUUUUGGUUUCUGGUACUAAGGUGGUCGAUGGCUAUGCUCGGAUGCUUGUCACUUCAGUUGGCAUGAACACAACCUGGGGCGAGAUGAUGAGUUCAAUCAGCCGUGACUCAAACGAACAAACACCUUUACAAGCUCGCCUCAACAAGUUAACCUCAUCAAUAGGUAAAGUUGGUUUGCUAGUCGCUUUCCUAGUUCUCGUAGUCUUGUUGGUUCGCUACUUCACAGGAAAUACAAAAGAUGACAAUGGAAAUAAAGAAUUCAAUGGCAGCAAGACCAAGGUUGAUGACAUAGUGAACGCUGUGGUGGGGAUUGUAGCUGCUGCAGUUACUAUAGUUGUGGUUGCAAUUCCAGAAGGUUUGCCAUUAGCCGUCACCCUCACACUUGCUUAUUCCAUGAAGAGAAUGAUGGUUGAUCAGGCAAUGGUGCGAAAGCUCUCUGCCUGUGAGACUAUGGGCUCCGCCACCACCAUUUGUACUGAUAAAACAGGCACUCUCACGCUCAACCAAAUGAAGGUGACAAAGUUUUGGCUAGGGAAAGAAACUUUUGCAACAGGUUCUUACUCAUCAAUUGCUCCAUACGUUCUUGAAUUGGUCCAGGAAGGAGUUGCUCUGAACACAACCGGUAGUGUUUACAAGCCUAAUUCAGGAUCUGAAAUCGAGUUCUCAGGUAGCCCCACUGAAAAAGCAAUUCUUUCAUGGGCUGUUCUGGAGCUAAACAUGGAAAUGGAGCAACUAAUGCAAAGUUGUAUGAUUCUUUUCGUUGAAGCAUUCAAUUCCCAGAAGAAACGAAGCGGAGUCCUUAUGAGCAGAAAGGUAGACAACUCAAUCCAUGUACACUGGAAAGGUGCUGCAGAGAUGAUACUGAAGAUGUGUUCAAGUUACUAUGAUGCUUCUGGAAUUGUAAAAGAUCUGGAUGAUGCUGAAAAGAUGAAAUUUGAGCAAAUUAUUCAAGGUAUGGCUGCUAGCAGCCUCCGGUGCAUUGCAUUUGCGCAUAAACAGGUUUCAGGAGAUCAAGAAAAUGAGCAAGAACAUAAAAAGCUAGAAGAAGAUGGUUUGACCCUAUUGGGACUAGUGGGACUUAAGGACCCAUGUCGUCCAGGGGUGAAGAAAGCUGUGGAAGAUUGCCAAUAUGCUGGUGUGAACGUUAAAAUGAUCACUGGAGACAACGUUUUCACUGCAAAAGCUAUAGCCACUGAGUGUGGGAUACUCAGGCCUGGUCAAGACAUGGUCAGUGGAGCAGUAGUAGAAGGCGUGGAAUUCAGAAACUACACACCAGAGGAAAGAUUGAAGAAAGUUGAUACAAUUUGUGUGAUGGCAAGGUCCUCUCCCUUCGACAAACUGUUGAUGGUAGAAUGCUUGAAACAAAAGGGACAUGUGGUUGCAGUUACUGGCGAUGGCACAAAUGACGCACCAGCACUAAAAGAAGCUGAUAUAGGACUUUCGAUGGGGAUUCAAGGCACCGAGGUGGCCAAGGAAAGCUCAGAUAUUGUCAUUUUGGAUGAUAAUUUUGCGUCUGUGGCCACAGUUCUGAAGUGGGGAAGAUGUGUCUAUAACAACAUCCAGAAGUUCAUCCAAUUUCAACUUACCGUAAAUGUUGCUGCCCUUGUGAUCAACUUUGUGGCAGCAGUUUCAGCUGGUGAAGUUCCACUAACAGCAGUGCAAUUAUUGUGGGUGAACUUGAUUAUGGAUACGUUGGGUGCUCUGGCUCUUGCAACAGAGCAACCCACCAAGGAGCUGAUGGAUAAACCACCUGUGGGGCGGACAGAGCCACUUAUCACCAACAUUAUGUGGAGAAACCUCUUAGCCCAAGCUUCAUAUCAAAUAGCUGUCCUCUUGACUCUGCAAUUCAAAGGUGAAUCAAUCUUUGGUGUGUCUGAGAAGGUAAACGACACCUUAAUCUUUAAUACUUUUGUUCUUUGCCAAGUCUUCAAUGAAUUCAAUGCAAGGAAGCUCGAGAAGAAGAACGUCUUCAAGGGGAUACACAAGAAUAGAUUAUUUUUGGGGAUCAUUGUGAUAACCAUUGUUCUUCAGGUGGUCAUGGUAGAGUUUUUGAAGAAGUUUGCAGAUACAGAGAGGUUGAAUUGGGCACAAUGGGGUGCAUGCAUUGGAAUUGCAGCACUAUCUUGGCCAAUCGGUUGGAUUGUCAAGUGGAUACCUGUUCCACAAAGACCAUUUCUUAGCUACCUAAAGAUGAAAAAGAUAUGACCAUGGGUCUGCCAUGAGCUUUUCUUCAAUAUCUGGGUUCUCAUUAUAAUUCUUUAAUUCUUUCGUUGUAUAGCUUAUCAUUAUUAUAAUUAUUUAGUUCUCUCAUUGAAUAGCUGAUCAGAUAUGUACGUAUUGAUGUCAGAUUUUCAAUAAUACAAUUCUUUUCACUUGUUUUUUAUCA
This is a messenger RNA of Alnus glutinosa, 3465 nucleotides long. RefSeq names its product putative calcium-transporting ATPase 13, plasma membrane-type. The record is from RefSeq and is a predicted model, not a curated record. Lineage: Eukaryota; Viridiplantae; Streptophyta; Magnoliopsida; Fagales; Betulaceae. Gene Ontology annotation, biological process: calcium ion transmembrane transport. The transcript has a single exon. Gene Ontology annotation, molecular function: ATP hydrolysis activity; ATP binding; P-type calcium transporter activity. Bases 168 to 3284 code for a protein of 1038 amino acids. Gene Ontology annotation, cellular component: membrane; intracellular membrane-bounded organelle.